CUCAGGAUUUGGACUUAAAUCAGUCAUGUGACAUGGACAUAGCUGGGAUGACCUUCAGCAAGCAGAUUUUCCAGGAAUAAUACAUGGAGGAAUCAUGCCUCCCUAAUCUCUGUAUGCAAGAAGCUUUCAAUAUGGUGACUGGGCGCAUGGACGAGAGGAAAGAAAAGCAGAGGAGGAACAGAGCCCUCUCAUAGCCAAAGCAAGAUCUCCACUGGCUGUAAGUGCUACAGACGACAGACCGUCUCCCCAUCUUCCCAAAAAUGAUGGAAAACAAAGUGUUUAUGUCAUUUAUGUUCUACAGCACAAUCUUGAUUUUAAAAAUGUACGUUGUUGCCAUCAUUACGGGACAAGUAAGGCUCAGAAAGAAGGCAUUUGCUAAUCCAGAGGAUGCACUGCGAAAUGGAGGCCUGCAGUACUACCGUGAGGACCCUGAUGUGGAGCGAUGCCGUAGGGCCCAUCGGAACGACAUGGAGAACAUCUUUCCCUUCCUCUUCCUUGGAGCUGUCUACUCCUUGCUGAACCCCAGUCCCACAGUGGCCAGGAUUCACUUCUUCAUCUUCUGUGUGGGGCGCAUUGUCCACACCGUGGCCUACCUUCUGCGGCUGAAAGCACCCACCCGCUCCGUGGCCUACAGUGUCGCCCAGCUGCCCUGCUUUUCCAUGGCUCUGCAGAUCCUCAUUGCGACAAUCCCAUAUUGGUAACACUGAACAAAAUUGGAUGCUCAAA
Molecule: messenger RNA, 726 nt
Organism: Rhea pennata
Lineage: Eukaryota; Metazoa; Chordata; Aves; Rheiformes; Rheidae
Gene: PTGES
Product: prostaglandin E synthase
Exons: 5
Coding region: 261-701 (146 amino acids)
Biological process (GO): prostaglandin biosynthetic process
Cellular component (GO): membrane
Molecular function (GO): prostaglandin-E synthase activity
Source: RefSeq, a predicted model, not a curated record